CUCCGGUCAAUGCAUUUAACAAAUCUCUGCGCCGCCGCGCAUGCAUGAAUAUAAUUCAAACAUGGAACCGCGUUUUCCUUUUUACAUUUCCUCAAUUCCGUCCUUCUUCUCAAUUCAACCUACUAAUAUUUCCAAUCUUCAAUACUGUAUAAUUUUCCAUCUCAAUUCUCAAUCACUUCUUCCUAUUGCUUUAAUUUCUCGAUCGCCCGAACUGAUCUGAAGUGCAUGUUCUAGCUGCUGUCAUGAAUGACCUUCUGUCAACAUCCUUCUCCCUCCCUCGCGAAAACAGGGGAUCUCCGCAGCCGCCGGACUCCUACACCGUCGAGAUGGCGACCGGAGGGGGUGCAAGCCUCUCCAAGUUCUUCGAUGACGUGGAGGCCAUCAAGGAAGACCUCAAACACAUCGGGGACAUCUACGCCAACCUCAGAGCCUCCCAUGAACGGAGCAAAACCCUUCACAACGCCGAACAAGUCAAAGGCCUCCGGUCGGAGAUGGACCGGGACGUCUCCCUUGCCCUCAAACAAGCCAAACUCGUCCAACACCGCCUCCAGGAGUUAGACCAGUCCAACGCCGCCAACCGCGAUAUCUACGGCUUCGGCCCCGGCAGCUCUUCCGAUCGGACGAGAACCUCCGUCGUGAACGGCUUGAGGAGCAAGCUGAAGGAGUACAUGAACCAGUUCAACGAUCUCCGCCAGAGGAUCGAAGCAGAGUACCGAGAUACGGUGCAACGGAGGUACUACACCGUGACCGGAGAGAGUCCGGAGGAGGAGGUGCUUGACAAGUUAAUCUCGACGGGGCAGAGCGAGACGUUUAUGCAGAAGGCUAUACAAGAACAGGGGAGAGGGGAGGUCAUGAGCACGGUCAUGGAGAUCCAGGAGCGGCACGAGGCAGUGAAGGAGGUGGAGAGGAACUUGAAGGAGCUUCACCAAGUGUUCAUGGACAUGGCGGUGCUGGUAGAGACGCAGGGGGAGCAGCUGGAUGACAUCGAGAGCCAGGUGCAGAGGGCUAAUAGUGUGGUGCGCCAUGGGGCUCACCAGCUCCAGGAGGCCCGCACCAAACAGAAGAGCACCCGCAAGUGGACUUGCUACGCCCUCCUACUCCUCCUCAUCAUCAUCCUUAUCAUUGUUCUCUCCAUUCGACCAUGGAAAUAAUAAAUUAAUUCAAUACAUGCAAUUCAUUAAUAAACUAGAUCUCAUUCAAAUUAAUCCAUUAAUUAAACUCCCUCCUCCAAUCCUCGACUAGCUAGCUUCAUUCAUUUUUUUGUUAAUAGAGAUUGUAUGUAUAUAUGUAUGUAUGUAUGCAUGCAUGUAUGUAUGCAUGUAUGCAUGCAUGCAUGCAUGCAUGUAUGUAUGUAUGUAUGUAUGGCUUGUGUACAUACAUUGUGCAUACAUUUUUAUGUUACAUCCUUUAUUCUUUUCUUUUAGAAAAUUCUUUUUGUAUAUACACGGUCUCUUCUCAAACUAGUGUAGUUACGUAUUUUAGUUUUUAC
Molecule: messenger RNA, 1489 nt
Organism: Cuscuta europaea
Lineage: Eukaryota; Viridiplantae; Streptophyta; Magnoliopsida; Solanales; Convolvulaceae
Source: the annotation of a GenBank genome assembly